AUGGAUGAUGAAAUGAUGGUCAUUAACGACGAUGAGGAGGAAGGUGAUGAAUCAUCACUCUCGUCUUCUUCAUCAUCAUCAUCAUCUUCUUCCAUGGAGGAAGAAGAAGAGGCGGAGAUUGAAACAAACAACUCACUAAUGCGCCCCACCUCUAGGGAGCCUGCUACUCAUGUGAUGUCCUUUGACUCUGAUGAUGAGGGUGAUUUUGACGAAGAUGAUUAUGACCACGAUGAUCAAGACGACGCAGAGGGCGAUGACGAGGAAUUUGCAGGCGACGAAGAUGACGAUGGUGAGGUUGAUGGGGCCAUCGCUUCCUAUCAACGGCACCGUCGCCAGGAGCCUUAUAAUGGAUCUGAGAGCGAAAAUUCUGGUUUAUCUUCGCCUGAAAGUAACAGAGAUGGGAGACGAUCCCCCUUUGACCAGAUUUUUCCACCUGGAGAAGAUAUUAUCAUCAGAUCUUCAAUGAGCAAUCUUCUUUUUUCGGCUUUUGAUGAUGAAGACCACCACCCCAGUCAUUUACAUCUCUAUCCAGGCCAUGAAGAGUUGGUCCACUCGGAUGAUGAUCUUGCUGAAGCCCCGACUUAUACUGUGCGUGACAUUGCCCAUAGCGAUUAUGUUCGCUCAGGGCGUAAUGUUUCCCCCGGGUUUCAAAUGAUCGAAGGCGAUGGCAUUAUAGGUCGCGCCGCCGCCGAAAUGGUUCGGCUGUUGAUGAUGGAUGGCGGGGCACAGUCCGGUGGUACGAUUUCCGGGGGGCCAUCAGCCCCACUCGCAUCGACCGAUUUGCCUGCUACAGGAGAGGCAGGCCAAAAGGUCAUCGCGUCGUCGUCAUUUUUGCUGCUUGCUGCCUUACGUGAUGCCUCUGCAAUGCACCUGCUACCUGGAAAGGAAAAACGGACGAAAAAAAAGAAGAUGGCAAUGGGAGCAUCGGCAGUCUUUGAGUUGCUACCGAUUUCGAUUGAGCGACAAAUGCCCUCUGAGGCGGAUCCAGGCCCCAUUUCGUGGACUCUUGGGGCACGUCCGAUCCAGAUUGAAGACCAGGUACCACCUGGUCCCAACCUGUCUGUUUCUUCCAGCUCCGAUGCCUCGAUUUCUUCGUCUGUCGUAUUGAGAAGUAUUGCCAUGCUCCGGCCAUGUUCGACUGUCGCGCGCGCACGCCAGCUCGGAGUUUUGCUAGAUGCUCCUCAUGACCUUCUUCAACCACACACUGGAAAGCUCCUUAGGCGAGGACCGUUCAAUGAAAGGGUGCCACAAUGGACAGGACCAUGGUCUAUUCUUCUCGGGAGUUCGAGAGCUAUUUUUGCGGCAUUUUCAAAGCUUUAUGUGGAGCAAGUUGUUACUGAGCAACAACCACCACUUCCGGAGCCACCGAUUGUUGAGGUUGAAACCCAUGUUCCGGUACAGGCCUCUGCGUAUGAUGGAGGUGAAAUUGAGAACGAUAGUGGCUGGAUUUCUGUUGAUUCUGACGCGUCUGGAGACGCUUCUCAAAUGCCCGCUGGCGAUACUGACGAGUCCAUGGAAGAGGAGAACCACAGCGCGUCUACUAUCGAAGAACCUGUUGAUGUGGAGUCAGGUAAUGGCGCAGAUCCUUCUGCCCAGUGGCCGAUACUUUAUGUAACGCCGCCACAAUUAGAUACCCAGGUCCUGGAGGCGUUGCCUGAAGAAAUGCAGCGCGAGAUUUUUUCAUCUUAUUUUUAUGAACGACGCCAGAAUAACCCAGGGCCGUUGCGCCUAGCGCUGUCGCCCGAAUUUAUGGAGCAGAUCUGCUCGUCUGCCCUUCGUAGUCUCAUUUUGGAGAUGGAAGCGCAAGAGCGCGAAGAGCAUCUUCGAACGUGGACAGCUUCAGGAACCGCCACUACAUACCCCACCACCUCACAAGCCAUGCCGCCGUCAUUGACCGAAGCCUUGGGUAGCCUUUUCGCUGCAGCAGGAAUGACCCUGGCGCCAGAAAGCCACCGACGCCGUCACGCUCAAGAUCUUGAGAGCGACGCUGAGCUUGAUGAUGACACGGAUGAUAAUGAGCUGGACGAUGAGCUUCAUAUAGACCAUCUCCAGAGAAGGUCAGCAGGUAGUGAAGACUUUACAGUGGAUCCGGCGCCACUAUUCUUUACCAACAGACUGGCACGCGAAGGGCGGCGUGUUCGCAGGCCUGCAGCACUUUUUCUCCAACUGCCUUUUGAGACAAAUGCGGAGGCCGAAGAAAAGACUGCAAAAGAGACCCAAACAGAGGGAGACGCUAAACUAGACACCGAAGCAAACUCUUCCAAUUUUCACGCUGUAUCCGAUUCCGAUCAAAGCGAAGCCAUUUCAUUAGCUGUAGUUGAGAGAGCAGUAGGUGCGGGCCUUUCUGGAAAGGGCGGACUUCCCCGGCGACUACGCGCCUUCCUUGGUGUUGUGUUACGCAAAAAUGGAUUGCCUUUACUGAUGGCUGCGCUGCUUGACCGCUUUGAACGGCGCCCUCGCGAAAGCGGUGAAGAAUUUCUUUUGCUACGAAUAUUGGACUGGCUGUUACGUCAACCCGCGUUUUCGCUUUCCUCAGAAUUUGAAACUACGCGCAUGGGCGAGGCCGUCGCUAGACGCAUUGUGUUGGCACCUCAGCAAAAUGAGCGCUGCCUGGUAAAGGGACUUGCCUUGCUGCGGCGGCAAUUUUUACGCGGGCUCUCCCCCCACACUACGGGUGAGUUUGUGCGUCGCUUUCUUCUACAUGAUGCAGAGCAUAUGUGCUCCGAGCGCCUCUUUCAUGCAUUUCUCCUGCUUUUAAAAGGCAUUUGCGAUGCCGAAGAUUCCAUCAAACAAAGACGCUUGAUAUUCGAUAUGGUGGUGCGCUCGACCCGCGAGCGGAUAGAUGCCCUCGUGGAGACAAGCUCCAAAAACCUUGAUGCACACCCUUCGGCUGCAGCAACCUUUGAAAUGCUGCUACGAAGUGCGCGGGCACUUAGCCUGUUCAGAGGGCCCGAGUAUUCAUAUGAAGGUUUUGGAACCACACUGGAUUCUCUUAUCGCGCUUUUUAAUAGUCAGCUGCAAGGGAAGGUCGAAGAAUUAGCCAUCACAGGUGGAAAGUUUGCAUGUGUAAUGUCGUUGCUACUGCAAGCGCUUUUUCUUUUGGCAUCCCUUGAUGGGCAGGCACUUGCACAAGAUAACGUGUCCCUUUCCUCGCCAAAUGUAACAGAGACGCCGGCUCCGGACUCCAACAAACAUCCUUCAUUUGCACCGUCACAACGAUUGGUGGAAUUUGCCACUCGCCACCGCGAUGCGAUCAAUGCAAAAAUCCGCGAGAGACCCUCCUUAUUACUCGGAGCAUUCGGUCCGUUCCGAAUCCUGGGCGAGCAACCGGCCGCCAUUGGCCGCCGUGUGCUUGAUUUCGAAAUCAAGCGCACAUGGCUUGCCCGCGCUUUGCGACGAAGCGAGCCUCGACCUGCUCCAUUGGCACUGCGCAUUCGCCGUGACCGCCUCUUUGAAGACUCUUUCCGUGAAAUCAUGACGCUUCCCGCCACGGCGUUGGCCGAACGCCCGCUUUCUAUUGCUUUUGACGGCGAAGAAGGAGUCGAUGCUGGUGGCCUUACGCGUGAAUGGUUUUCAUUGCUUGCACAGCAGAUGCUCAAUGCUGGGUAUGCACUUUUCCUACCUGUGGGCGGUGGUCAAGGCGGCUCUGGCGCAGUCUUUUAUCCGAACCGCCUGUCUGCAGUGAAUCCGGAACACUUGGACUACUUUGAGUUUGUAGGGCGCAUCAUUGGCAAGGCCGUGGUGGAAAGCCAAUUGCUUGCUUGUCACUUUGCGUGUGCCUUUUACAAAAUCCUAUUGGACAUCCCGUUGGAGCUGAGCGAUCUGGAGGCUGUGGAUGCGUCCUAUUAUCGCUCAUUAGCGUGGAUGCUUUCGCAGGCAGAUCCAGAGCAGCUGGAAGAGCUUUCGCUUUUCAUGGUCACGGAGCUAGACGAUUUUGGGCGGCCACGAAUGGUUGAUCUUAUUCCGAACGGCUCGACAAUCCCUGUUACCGCAGACCGCAUCGAGGAAUAUGUUUCGCUGACGGUCGACGUACGGCUACGUGGAGCGUUAGAGGCACAAUUCGAUGCCAUACGGAGGGGGCUCUUUGGAGUGCUUUCUCAAGAAAUCCUUGCCAUAUUUACGGAAAAGGAGCUUGAGCUUUUUAUUUCGGGGCUUGCGCUGAUUGACGACAUUGACGAUUGGAAGCGGAAUACGGAAUACGGCACCGGCUAUACGGCCACGUCGCCACAGGUAGUGUGGUUUUGGAGAGCAGUGCGUUCCAUGUCAUACGAAGAGCGCUCUCAGUUGCUACAAUUCGUCACAGGCUCGAUGCGAGUUCCUUUGGGCGGGUUUUCACGCCUACUCGGCUCAAAUGGCGCGUUGCAAAGGUUUUCCAUACACCGGGACACGGGCGGCGCUCACCGUCUGCCACAAGCGCAUACUUGCUUCAACCAACUAGAUAUCCCCGAGUAUGAGUCCUAUGAACAGCUGCGGCGUGCUUUACUGGUCGCCAUUCGUGAAGGCACCACCGGCUUUGGCCUUGUGUAA
Mitosporidium daphniae is the source of this 4527-nucleotide messenger RNA. Its product is annotated as putative ubiquitin-protein ligase Tom1. Gene Ontology annotation, molecular function: ubiquitin-protein transferase activity. The coding region runs from base 1 to 4527 and encodes 1508 amino acids. NCBI's taxonomy places the organism in Eukaryota, Fungi, Microsporidia. Gene Ontology annotation, biological process: protein polyubiquitination; proteasome-mediated ubiquitin-dependent protein catabolic process; positive regulation of protein catabolic process. The record is from RefSeq and is a predicted model, not a curated record. The transcript has a single exon.